Messenger RNA from Porites lobata, 2403 nucleotides. NCBI's taxonomy places the organism in Eukaryota, Metazoa, Cnidaria, Anthozoa, Scleractinia, Poritidae. The record is from the annotation of a GenBank genome assembly.
AAGCCAUUGUCUUGCCCACUAACAGUUCUUUGUAACGACAUCCAUGCCGCUAUGAAAAAGCUUCAGUUUAGUGUCUACCGGGGAGAUGUGUACAAGAAAGUUGCAGAAUCACAAUUUACUUUCAAGUUUCUUUGCUCCAUGAAGUCAUUUCUGUUAAAUCUUAUGGGGAACGAGUGCUUCAAAGACAGGCUUGUCCAACAUUUUCAACGAGUUCUACCACUUCUGAGUGAGCCAGAAAGUUCCCUGAUUGGCCAACUUAAAAUAGAUCGAAACUUGGUUGAAGUGCAGAAUGGCUGGUUUUGGUCUUUCUCUGAAGGAGCUUUUGUAAAAGGAGUGAUCCCAGAAUCAGAGGUGAGAGCAUACGUUUUCAUCAGUAAAGGUUGUUUUAAUUCCGUUAUCACAAUUUUCUUGGCUAAAAUUUAUCUGCUGGCUAAAAUGACAAGGUAUCUGUUCAUUAGAAAAGUCGUUUUUCUAUUACUAUACAACAUAUUUAACCUUGGAAUAUGUCAAAUCAAGUGCUAUUCAGUUUCGAGUUACCUAAUCUAGGACUACUCCUAGUUUGUUGGCGGGUAAAGGUUUCUACUUCUUCUUUUACCUAUUUAUUACAUGUCUGUAUGUUUUAACAGUUUUUUUUUCUCUUUUCUACAGCGAGGUAUCACAUCACCAAGAGCGUAUGUCCACUAUGACAGCCUCCAAGAGCCCGAUCCUAAAUACUUCGAGCAAAUUCUAACCAAUAGCCUACCCGAAGGGCAAAUACAACAGUUUUGCGCUGCUUUUCUCGCGCUAUUCAGAGAUAAAGAACAUAAGCGACCUGUGCCAUGUGCCAUCGGAGCUUCUGACAGCGGCAAAACGAGCCUGUUCAGCCCAGUGUUUCAAAUUGUGCCGUUAAGCCGAAUCGCUCGCGUGACCAAACAGAAGAGCUUUAACAAGUCGAUGAUUGACAGCUCCACGGAAGUUAUCUUUCUCGACGAGGCAUACAACAACCUGCUCGACAUAGAUGACUGGAAGAUAAUUUGUCAAGGCGGUUUUACAUCCCACGAUGUGAAAUGGAAGAAGGCCCAGGGGUUCCACUGCCGUGCAAGUAUGUACAUUACAUGUCAACAGGAGAUGGACUUUGGCGAGGCCCACAAUGACGCGAUGAACCGAAGACUUCACAAGUACUUCUUCAGAAGCUUGCCGCAAGUUAACCCGGAGGCCAACCAGUGGCUGCGAGAACAUGCAAUGGACUGCAUCGUAUGGGCCCAAAAGAUGGUUGCUACAAACUCCACUACCGCACAGACUGGAAGGACUUCAGGAGAGCGUGAGGACGGUUUAGAAAGUGAAGACAUUCAGAGAAUUUUGUCCGUUUCCCUACUGGACGAGCACGCCCCCGAGUGCAACACGGAAGGCGGUGAAAUCUCACUCACGGAUGAAGAGGAGAGUGAAGCCGAAAGCGACAGCUCCGAUGAAAAUGAAGAUAACAACCACAUAGACAAGCUUCGCCAUGAGCUCGAAAAGGUGGUGCCGGGUGGGUUUCGGCACAGACAGCUGAGCAUGCUCCUGCGAAACGCUCAAACACAGCACAAAGCCAUCCAAGAUCGUCAAAUCGCCGGACGUCGACGAUAUCUAGUAAAUUUGGGAGUGACCAGCAAAUCGCAGGCAGAUCGACUGAUUACGCAUCCCGACGAGCCACCACCAACCGACCUCGCUCGCAGAGAACAACAGGCCUUGAAUGAUAGGGCAGAACGUCUCGAAAAGCAAAGGGAAAGAGAUGAGCAAGAGAAAGUAAAAAAAGCAUUCUCUAAUCCGUGGCUGUUAGAAAUAGAAAAAGAGAUGGCCGAGAACAAUAUGCGUUUAGAGAGAGGCACAGACCCCGACAUGAGUGCAACGCUGACGAGUCUUUUAGAGAUUGAUUGUGAGAAACUCCGCGCAUUUCACGAAAAACAAGGUACCAUUCGCCUGCAGAUGGCCGUGGAAAAAAGGAAAGAAAUCUGUGUGAAACGUGGAUUAGUGGAUCCUAGGUACGCGAGUUCCAUUAGAGAUGUGUACUCACCUUUACCGGUUAUCGUCGAAGGUAGCAACCAAAACAUGUCCAGACCAACAGCUUCAAACGACCAUAGUAAUACGCGAAAGACACCAUCUUACGACCCGCCUGAGGACACGCACCAGACGAUGUUUACUCCACCUACGAGCCAGGAGGCCGUCGAAUCGGAGAGCGAGGACAUGUUCAUUACACCGAAGACACCUUGUUACGAGCCCUCAUUUGAUGAAAGCAUUUGCACAGGCUCUUCACCAUUACUGAGGCGAGUACCCUCACCUGACAACAGACCUUCGAAGCGAGCAAGACUCUCGAGAAGCCAAACAACCGAGGGACAGAAGCGGGUGACUACCUUUUUCAGUUCGCAGAAACGUGUAAAAAAGUAG